AUGUCCGAGCAAGCCCAAGUUGCAACCGACGUUGCGCAUGAGCAUCGCGUCCGCAACUUUCGCUGCUUCGCCACGCGAAACUCCGUCUCAUGGUUCUGCAAGGCGUUGAGUGAUGUUGCAUCCACGAGCUACCUUGCGCCAGCGAACGACGGGCGUGGCGGCUUUAUGGCGGUGCAUAGAGCGGAGAUCGACACAAGUGCACCUUUCCGGUCGGUCAAAGAGGCUGUGAUGCUGUUCGGCGAGAGGGUUCUGGCCGGCGAGGUGUACGCCGGCAAACUUAAAGAGAUGCAGGAAAAGACGAGCAAAUACGAUCACGGGACAAUCGCAUCUGAGCUUGAGGAGACGAAACAAAGCCUUCAAAAGGCUCGUGAGGAGACCGCCAAUAUGGCUCGAUAUAUCUCCUCAUUACAAAAGGAACUCGAACAAACCAAACGGGAGCUCGAGAAGCUCAAAGCCCGUGUGUUGGAUUUCGAGACGGAGGACCUCAAAUACGUCGAGAGCGCCAAACAAAUAACCGAGCAAGUGAAAACCGAGACGCAUGAAAGCAAUAUUAAUGUCGAGUUCCAAAAGAAGAAAUGUGUGUCGUUCUCAAAUCAUCCGCCCGUUGAACACAUGGCAGUUCAGUCGCCACUGUUAGCUGGCGAGGAGGCGGCCAUGCUCGAGAGGCACCCAUCGAUGAAGAAGAAGAAAAGAAAGCAACUCAUUCCCCUUAUUGGAGGGAUUUUCUCCAAGAAGAGUUUGGCUUGA
Striga hermonthica is the source of this 747-nucleotide messenger RNA. The record is from the annotation of a GenBank genome assembly. NCBI's taxonomy places the organism in Eukaryota, Viridiplantae, Streptophyta, Magnoliopsida, Lamiales, Orobanchaceae.